AUGGGCCAAACUCGCUGGGGUGACACCGCAUCGAACAAUGCAAAUCCAUCAGUUCAUUCAACUGAUGCACAAUUGAAGCAAGAGCUUGCUGCAGUAUUCAAGAAAAUUGGUGAUAAGCAAACAUGUACUAUUGGUCUUUAUGAGCUGUACAGGAUAACCCAGCUGUACCCAAAGGUUGAUAUAUUUGCUCAGCUUCAGAAUGCAAGUGAAGCAUUUAGAACGUACAUCAGGGAUGGGCUUGCUCAGGUGGAGAAGAAUGCCGCAGCUGGAAGAACACCCUCUAGUCUUCCAUUAUCAACGCCACCUCCAUAGGCAAUAGCAUCUAUACCUUCUCCAAAAUUCGCACCUUUUCCUGUCCACACAAAAUCGAUAAAUAGCAAAACCGAUUGUAAUGAAGAUGAUCCCUUCAGAGUCCAAGGAGACUCUGAUAUUAGGCUACAAUCUACUGAACAACAGACCGAUAGAUUCCAAUCCUCAGGGACACUGGAUGCUCUCAGGGAAAGAAUGAAAAGCAUGCAAGCUGCAGCUGUAGGAGGUAAUUUUGAUGGAGCUCAUACAAGGCCAUUGGCAAGUAUGAACGGUAAUAUGCUACAUGGGGGCACACGACUGGAUGGUGAACCACAAACACCAAGUAAUAUUCCACCCAUGGACGAGAGAGCAUUAUCUGGGCUGCAAGCACGAAUGGAGAGGCUGAAGAGUGGGUCUAUGGAUCCACUCUAAAUACAGUUGACAUUAU
Molecule: messenger RNA, 736 nt
Organism: Lolium rigidum
Lineage: Eukaryota; Viridiplantae; Streptophyta; Magnoliopsida; Poales; Poaceae
Product: protein MOR1-like
Biological process (GO): mitotic spindle organization; establishment or maintenance of microtubule cytoskeleton polarity; microtubule polymerization
Cellular component (GO): centrosome; kinetochore; spindle pole
Molecular function (GO): microtubule plus-end binding; microtubule plus end polymerase activity
Source: RefSeq, a predicted model, not a curated record